AGUGGUUGCCUGGGAGACAGAGGACGCUACAUGCUGGGCUGCAGUAAAUAUAGUCGAGUUUACAAUUGCAGGCCUCUGCUGUGAUUUUAAAGGUCCCGUGUCCCAGAGGAGCUGGAUGAUUUAGCUUUGAAGGAAGAAGUGAUCUAUCCCUCAGUGGAUUACCCCACAGCCAAGAUGGCCCAGUCUUCUCCUGCUGAUGAAGGGACCACCUUCGAACAUCUCUGGAGUAGCCUGGAACCGGACAGUACUUAUUUCGAUCUUCCACCAAACAGCCACUCGGGUAACAACGAGGCAACCGCCAGCUUGUCAACAAACAGGGCGGAGGUGUGCAUGGACGUCUUUCAGAUGCGGGGCAUGAAUGAAACAGUCAUGUCCCAGUACAAUCUGCUGAACAGCAGCAUGGAUCAAAGCCUGGGCAGCCGAGCCGCCUCUGCCAGCCCGUACAGCUCUGAGCACACCUCGAAUGUCCCGACGCCUUCGCCCUACUCGCAGCCCAACUCUACCUUCGAUGCCAUGUCUCCCGCGCCAGCCAUCCCCUCCAACACUGACUACCCGGGGCCACACAGCUUCGAGGUCACCUUCCAGCAAUCCAGUACAGCCAAGUCAGCCACCUGGACGUACUCUCCCCUGCUGAAGAAGCUGUACUGUCAGAUUGCCAAGACCUGUCCCAUACAGAUCAAGCUGUCCUCGCUGGCCCCCCCGGGCAGUGUGAUCCGAGCGAUGCCAGUCUAUAAGAAGGCAGAGCAUGUGACCGAAGUGGUGAAGCGCUGCCCCAACCACGAGCUUGGCAGGGACUUCAAUGACGGUCAGGUGGCUCCAGCGAGUCACCUGAUUCGAGUGGAAGGGAAUAACCUGUCCCAGUACGUAGAUGACCCAGUGACUGGGAGGCAGAGUGUGAUGGUACCUUAUGAGUCACCACAGGUUGGAACAGAAUGCACUACGAUCUUGUACAACUUCAUGUGUAACAGCAGUUGUGUGGGAGGCAUGAACAGAAGACCCAUUCUUAUUAUUAUAACUCUGGAGACCAGAGAUGGCCAGGUCCUGGGUCGCAGGUCGUUUGAGGGGCGUAUCUGCGCCUGUCCUGGGCGGGACAGGAAAGCAGACGAGGAUCACUUCCGCGAGCAGCAGGCCAUGAACGACAGCGUGAACAAAAACGGCAACGCAAACAAACGCACUUUUAAACAGACACCUCCGAACAUCCCAGGCCCCAGCAUCAAUAUGAAAAAGCGACGACAUGGUGAAGAGGAGAUUUAUUAUAUUCCUGUGCGUGGCCGGGAGAACUUCGAGAUCCUGAUGAAGAUCAAGGACAGUCUGGAGCUGGUGGAGCUGGUCCCUCAGCAACUGGUAGACUCGUACAGACAGCAACAGCAGCAGCUGCUCCAGAGACAGAACCCCAUCCAGUCCCCCACCUCUUACGGCUCUGUGCUCCCCAACAUGAGCAAGAUGCACGGAGGAAUCAACAAGCUGCCUUCCGUCAACCAGCUCGUGGGACAGCAACCCCAGCAAAGCCAGAGCGCAGCACCCAGCAUGGGACCCAUGGGUCCCGGCAUGAUGAACAGUCACCACAUGCAGCAGAACGGUGACAUGAAUGGAGGUCAUUCUGCCCAGUCAAUGGUGUCCGCAUCCCACUGCACCCCUCCCCCGCAAUAUAACCCUGACCCCAGCCUCGUCAGUUUUUUAUCGAGUCUCGGAUGUCAAAACUGCAUUGAAUACUUCACAUCCCAGGGGUUACAGAACCUGUACCAUCUCCAGAACCUAACCAUGGAGGACCUCGUGGCUCUGAAGAUCCCAGAGCAGCUCCGCCUGGUUAUCUGGAGAGGGCUCCAGGACCUGAAACAGGGUCACGACUACGGGGGCCAGCAGCUGAUCCGCUCCUCCAGCAGCAACACCUCCACCAUGGCCAUCGGCCCCACGGGGGAGCUGCAGCGGCAGCGCGUCAUGGAGGCCGUGCACUUCCGCGUGCGACACACCAUCACCAUCCCCAACCGCACUGGCACGGGAACCUCCGAGGACUGGCCUGACUUCGGCUUCGACGUCCCGGACUGCAAGUCCCGCAAGCAAUCCAUCAAGGAGGAGUUUACAGAAAACGAGAUCAAUUAGCGAACUGUCCACCACAGCAGCGACGAAACAAAAGAGGGCCGGGAGGGGAGGGGGUGUGGGGAGUUUACAGCGGAAACAAAAUAAACCAGAAAGACUCUUGAGAUUCUUCUUUUACCCCGUUAAAGGAGUUUUAAGUCAAGGCACUUUUUUUUUUUUUUUUUUUUUUAAAGUCGUGAGAGAUGGAAAUCUGGAGUUUUUAAACCGUGGUAUAUUGGCUCUUAUUUGACACUCGCUGUCUUUAAUUUGGACAUUUAAAAAUAAAAAGGAGCGGUCUUGAAUAUCGGGGGUGGGGUAAUCGAAACACUACAGUAAGGGUUUUCCAAAUGUGAAUUUUGUGCAGCUGAAGCAGGUCUUGUUUUCGAGGAAUAAGGAGGUAUUUAGGUUGUAGGGCUCACCAGUGUUUUUCACAUACUGAUGUUAUAAAGGGAGAGUGUUCAAACACCUGUUUGGUCUAGUCUAGUAUUUUGUGGUCGGGUUUGCUGUCCUAAAAUAAAUUUAAAAACCAAGGAGAAAAUGAUGCAUUGUAAAACACGGGGAGACUGUUGCUGUUACCUGCGUAGCUAGUGAACCGCCUUCCCUCCACUGAUAUUAACAAGGGGAGACCCACGCCCUAGAAUAGGAGCCACGCCCAGCCCCAUACUGACUAGAAUAGGAGCCACGCCCAGCCCCAUACUGACUAGAAUAGGAGCCACGCCCACCCCCAUACUGACUGGAAUACAAGCCACGCCCACCCCCAUACUGACUAGAAUAGGAGCCACGCCCACCCCCAUACUGACUGGAAUACAAGCCACGCCCACCCCCAUACUGACUGGAAUACAAGCCAUGCCCACCCCCAUACUGACUGGAAUACAAGCAACACCCACCCCCAUACUGACUGGAAUACAAGCCACACCCACCCCCAUACUGACUGGGAUAAAAGAGCUCCACCUCCUUCCUUCACUCCUCCCAGUCUCUGCCAUGCAUAUCUUUAGUCUGCCUGUGCGCAAUUUAUUCAACGGACUGCCAAAACGAACAGGAUGCUUCUGAGCGCGCGGAAAAUUAGGGAGAUUCAGUGACCAGCUAUCGACGAAUAUAUGUAAGAAAAAAUGUACAGUUGAAAGACAAAUUUGUUUUGCUCUUUUUAACAUUAAAACAAGUGUUCUCUGAUAAUGUGUUUAAAUGUGUGCCCUUAGAGACUGCUGUCGUUCCGUUGUGAAUGUUGCUUCUUAUGUAAAUGUAAAUACAUGUACAUUGAAACAGAUGCGUGAACAAUCACGUUUGUGUAUUUUUUGUGGGAUCAACCUUACAAGUGAUUUGUCACAUAAUAAUUUGAACUUUUUUUGUAUUAUUAUUAUUAUUGUUAUAUUAUUAUUUUUUAUUGAAAUAAUAAGAUUGGUAUUUACCAUUUUCAUAAAAAAAACAAAUACAGGAAUUUUUGUUUGUUAUUUUGUUUUUGAUGAAAUCGAUACUGUAUUCCUUUUAACAAGGCCUUCUGAUCGCUUAGUCAUUAUACACGAGCAGUUUUCCAUACUUACCCAGUGUAUAUGAUGCCUUAAAUCUCAGGAACACCAGACUGAUUGCAGAUCAUGAGCAUAUUUUAAUUUUCUUGGCUGUUAGCAGAUGGGACCUGUGCAAAAAGACAAGCUAUGUGGUUUUAAAAGAGGAUAUAGUUUCUAAUAAUAUAUGUAUAUAUCUGCAUGUAAUAAUGGUUUGUAGAAUCUGGGGGCAGUACACAGUAUGUGCACCGGUGAUUAAGGGCAGCUGAAACUGCGUAUUUGUGGUGUAAAAAAACCCCUAGAAAGUGCUUCUGUAUUAUUGAAUUGCUUGAUAUUAGAUUUGGGACUUUAACUACAGCAGUGUGCAAAUGUAUUAGAACACCCCGUUGCUUCUGUAGUUUUUAUAUGCUGUGUGUGUGAAAUCAAACCACUAACGAAAAAACCUUGGGAAAUUGGCAAAAUAGGCAAAUUAGUGAUUGUUUAAUUUAAUUGAUGGCUUUAAAAAGGCCACACAUGCAAUUAAUUAAUCUAAAAUAGUAAGAGAAAAGGAACACAUAGCCACAAAUGAUAAAAUGCAGGAGACUAUUUAGAAGUUGUUUAAGAUGCCUAAUUUAAAAAUGGUCUAACAUUUUCACACUAGUGCCUAAUGUUUCUAUAUCAGUGAUUAUUGACUGAAAAUUGAACUUCUCACACCCAGAAGUUUUCAUGCAGGUAGGUAUAUACAUACAGGAUAUAUAAAUGACCAACCAUGAGGUGUUCUGAUACAUUUACACACUACUGUAUAUUCCAGUUGGAAAUAAUACAGUGCGCUAUUUGUUACACUAGGUCCCUGUCUUUGUGAACCUGCUUCUAACUGAAUAGAAAACACUUUAUAUAUUUUUGCUGAAUGGGUGAUACUUUAUAAGAUUUGUAAACUGGAAAGAGCCCUUUUAAUCACACAAUCACAGGAGAGAACCAUUUCAGAUAACAUACAAUUGAUACAUGCAGUAAGUAACAUGGUAAGAUUUCGAUACAGCCACAGCUGUGGGGUUAUCUGUACUUAUUGUGGAAACUUACUGGUAGAAACAGGUGAGCAGACUGUGCUCCAGGUUAGGGUUAAACUGAGACGUUAGAUAAGCACACUUCUGUUCUACUUUAUCGUAAGCAGCGCAAUUUAAAUGAUCCGAGAAGCCUAAUCUAAGUUCUUAAUUUUGUUAUUUUGAUACGGUCCGUUGGUCUCUAUUUGAACUGUUUAGUAGUUGCUAGUUUGCAUUGAUGUGUCUCAGAUUGCCAGUACUCUACAAGCAGAAGAACUUGGUGAUGUUUUUUAGUUAUAUAUUAUUUGUCCGGUCUCAGAUUUCACUGCUAUGGCUUACAGCUCAGGGAUAGUGAUUUGUUUUUUUUUUGUUCUCCCUAGGCAGUAAACCACAACCGAUUUUCUCACCAUGUAUUUACAUAAUUAAUGUGUUUUUGAUCACAAAUCAUAUGCUGAAAUUUAUAUCUUCACCUCUCUGGUGCUAAAAAAAAAAGCUAAUCUUUAGUUUUGUUUUAGAAUCUAUUGUUAUUAUUCUGUAUAUUUUGGUUACUCCUCCUUGCAGUGCAAGGCAGCCUUUUCAUUUUUAAUUUUCUUUUUGUUGUGCACGCAAUGCCUAAGAGCUUGAGAUUGGGAUGUUUUUAUUCAUAUAUGAACUUGUCAUUGAGGCGAGAUGGAAACCUAUUUUUUCGUGCCUUUGGGUUUUAUUUUUAUUAUCCUGAAAGCACAUUUACUUGAUGUUUUACGUAUAGAAUUUAAGCGCUCUGCUGUAUUCAUGAUGCACUUAAUUUACCAUAUUUUACAAGUUGUUUUUUUUUUAACUUUUUUUAAUCUUGUAUAGAUGUUAACAGGGCUUUAAGGCAGGAAUUCAAAACUUGAAAACUUGCUGUAGUAAAAAGAAAAACUAAUAAACACUUUGCAGUCUAUUCAAUUGAUCUAAAUACCACCAUCAUUUAAAUCAAUAAAACAGAGAGUUACAUGCUCCAUUUGAACCAA
Acipenser ruthenus (sterlet) is the source of this 5583-nucleotide messenger RNA. RefSeq names its product tumor protein p73. The record is from RefSeq and is a predicted model, not a curated record. Gene Ontology annotation, cellular component: nucleus. Lineage: Eukaryota; Metazoa; Chordata; Actinopteri; Acipenseriformes; Acipenseridae. Gene Ontology annotation, biological process: protein tetramerization; regulation of transcription by RNA polymerase II; apoptotic process. The coding region runs from base 175 to 2100 and encodes 641 amino acids. The transcript is spliced from 14 exons. Gene Ontology annotation, molecular function: RNA polymerase II cis-regulatory region sequence-specific DNA binding; protein binding; DNA-binding transcription factor activity, RNA polymerase II-specific.